AUGGCUGUCUCCUGCUUCCAGCUGCCCGUCUGGUUCUGCUUCUCGCUCAUCUGCCUCGUCCGCUCGGUCGUCCCCCUGGCCUGGCUCUACUUCCUCUCGAGCCUCUCCAGCUAUCUGCUGCCCGCCCAGCGCCCCAGCCACCAAGCCCAGAACCAACACCAUCCGAAGGGGUCUGCACUCCUCUUCUUCCUCUCGGCCAUCGAGGUCGCCUUCUCGAUCUAUUACCUUUACUGUGCCCGGCUCGUCCAACGAAGGGUCGCCCACUUCGAACACCCCACCUCAUUCAUCCGCACCACCAUCAAUCGGAUCGUCGGCAGCGGGCUCAGACCAGCCCACAGCAAUCCGCAAUCCGGCUGCUCUUCAAACCCGACCAACUCCGCCUCUGGUUCACCAGACUCUGCUGACCAACAGCCCCCUCCUGAUCCUCUCUUGACAAUCCCCCAGAUCUAUCCUUCCCGGCCCAACUCACCCUCAGGCCUCGCGCCGGACGCUCUGCUAGCCUACGACGAUCCCGCGGCGAUCGACUUCCGGUCGAACCAGGUGCUCUGGUUCCAGAACUGUCGCUGGGAUGAGAUCCGGAAAGACAACAUGCUGGAGUGGCUGGCCUGGUCUCUAUUCAGCAUGCCGCUCGAAGAAGUCAGACUGGAGGACGAGCAGAUGGAGCUGAAGGCGGAGCCGCGCUCGAAUCUGCUCGAGGAGAUCCUGAUCCGCUUCGAGAACCGGGCCGGUGCCCGGCUCCAGCCUGGCUACAAUCCAAAGCUGGCCAAUCGAGUCAUCCGGCUCACGCUCGAUCCGAUCAAGAUCCAAAUGCGGCCCCUGGGACUCUAUCUCCUCUCUAACCUCGGCAGCCUCGCGCUCAAACAUUACCUCAGAAAAGCCGGCUUCAAGCACGCCCAGUGCACCCAUCGCUGCCCUCAAGGCUUGGAGUACUUGAUCCGGAAACCAGCCGGCUGGGAUAACCUCCCCGUCGAAAGUCGCCCGAUACCACUUAUCAUUGCCCACGGACUAGGAAUUGGUUUCUGUCAGUAUGGGGCCUUCCUGAGCUACAUCGCCAAUGCACCUUGGGCGCGCAAUAAACCCAUCGUGAUCUUGCUCCAGCCGUCCAUCUCCCAAGAAGUAUUUUCUUCUCAGCACCUCAGACCGCCCAGCAAAGAGACGCUUGCCACCGACGUGAUCCAGUUGAUUUAUACCGAAAAAUUUGCCGAGGUGGGCGUUGAAUUGCUGGGCCAUUCUAUGGGUACCAUCGUUAUUGCUUGGGUUGUCAAAGCUCUCUCAAACAAGGGAAUCAUCAAGCGGAUGUGCUUGAUAGAUCCAGUUUGCUUUUGUACGGAGCCACACGUUUGCUACAACUUCCUGUACUCGAAACCGCGGACGGGGAUCGAGAGGAUGAUCCGAUACUUUGUGGGGACCGAGUUGGGGGUGGCCCACCACCUGCACCGGUACUUCGAAUGGCGCUCGAACAUCCUGUGGCCGUUCGAGAUCCCCGGGUUCAGCGAUCCGAAGCGGUUCCAAGUGUUCUUGUCCGAGAAGGACUCGAUCCUGGACGCUGGCCGGGUCAAGAAGUAUCUGGUGUCCAACGGGAUGCAGGACUCGGUUGGGAUCUUCACCGCCCAGGGCGCGGCGCAUGGCGAAAGCAUCAUCGAGAUGGGCCGGCACUUCGACCUGGUCAAGGAAUGGCUGGAAGCGCGUGUCUGUUGA
Molecule: messenger RNA, 1698 nt
Organism: Puccinia triticina
Lineage: Eukaryota; Fungi; Basidiomycota; Pucciniomycetes; Pucciniales; Pucciniaceae
Exons: 6
Coding region: 1-1698 (565 amino acids)
Source: RefSeq, a predicted model, not a curated record